Molecule: messenger RNA, 937 nt
Organism: Diachasmimorpha longicaudata
Lineage: Eukaryota; Metazoa; Arthropoda; Insecta; Hymenoptera; Braconidae
Gene: Rsph1
Product: radial spoke head 1 homolog
Exons: 6
Coding region: 67-921 (284 amino acids)
Cellular component (GO): cytosol
Source: RefSeq, a predicted model, not a curated record
UCUCUCUGUUUUGUUUUAAAAAAUUAUGACAAUUUCUUGUUGUAAAAUUGUAAAUAAAUCUUGAAAAUGAGAAAUACGGCGGGUGAAGAGUGGGGAGAAAGAGGUGAAGCUGAAAAAGUGGACAUCUUGGGUGUGUACGAGGGUGAAAAAAAUUCGAAGGGAGAAAGACAUGGUAUUGGCAAAUAUCAAUUUCCAAACGGUGAUGUUUACGUAGGUGGAUAUUGCCAAGGCCUUCGUAAUAAUCAGGGAGUUUAUGUGUUCAAAAAUGGAGCAAGAUAUGAUGGAACAUGGCGGGGUGCUUUAAAAUAUGGCAGAGGAACUUUUUUUUAUCCCGAUGGGACCCGAUAUGAAGGUGAAUGGAAGAAGGAUAAAAAAAGUGGAUUUGGGGUUUAUUAUUACUCAAAUAAAGACAUUUAUGAGGGGGCCUGGCGAAAUGAUGUCCGACAUGGAUUGGGGACUUAUCACUUCAAUGAAUCAGGUAUCAAGUUCAUGGGUACGUGGCUGAAUGACUGUAUUGAAGGACCUGGGGAGCUUGUCUACCCUCGCUACCACUUCCACGGCAGUUGGAAGGAUAAUCUGCCCUAUGGUCGUGGGUGUUUUGUAUUCGAGAACAAUUGUAUGCAGCAUGGACAUUAUAUUCAUCAAGUCAAUUCAAAAGAUCAGCAGGAUGAAGUGAUCAAGAAUAAGCAACAACAAAUGGAUUCUCUUCCUGUCUGGUGUGCCCGCUGUGUUACCACAUAUAAAAGCGAACUUCUACCUCCAGAAGCUAGACCGCUCAAUGAACAGGCCACAGACGACGAUUCCCUGACGGACGAGUGUCGUAAUCAAUCAUCAAAUGAAUCGGAAAAACUUUUGUCACAUUCGUCGGAUGCUGAAAAUGAUGUUAUUGACUACAGGGACGAAUUUAUGGGUGAAAUAUAGAUUGGCAAGACGACAU